Molecule: messenger RNA, 3074 nt
Organism: Eleginops maclovinus (Patagonian blennie)
Lineage: Eukaryota; Metazoa; Chordata; Actinopteri; Perciformes; Eleginopidae
Cellular component (GO): cytoplasm
Molecular function (GO): glycosyltransferase activity
Source: RefSeq, a predicted model, not a curated record
UUUGUGCCUCUACCUGGAUGGAAAAGUUUAAAGAACUAAAAGGGAUGUUACUCCUCCUCUUCAUUGCUACCCUUAUCCUCCUCCUCAGCCUCAAUGUGACAAUACCCAGGACUUACAAGGCUUUCCCAAAGCCACUUUCAGUCCCAAAAAGGUGCUCCCUGCAGAUCUCCGAGCAGACCCUAACCCCCCUCAACAAUACCAAGCACAUUCUGGUCUCUGCCUACAUGGACCAGAGAGUGAAAGGCUUGGAUAUACGCAUCAUCGGCAUAUUUAGGAAAGACUCCGACCAACCCCUCUACUGUCUUUUCUGCUGUGCAGGCCAGUUAUCAAGUGCGACUCCAACAACAAUUUUAAAACACAAUGACAACUUUGGUUUUCCCUUCAUCACGACAAGUGUCAUGUGUCCAAUUCCUAGGAGCUUUGGCGCUACACAUGUCAGUCUGUUGACGCAGCCACACAGUGAUACAAUACAACCACACUGGCUUCCUAUAAGAAACCAGAAGAAUGAUGGGAAGGAGGAGCAAAAGUUACAGUUUAACUUCACAGUCUGCAUCUCCAACCUGUUCGGAGAUUACAACAAUGUGCUUCAGUUUGCACAGACUCUGGAAAUGUACAGAUUGCUGGGUGUGGACAGAGUGGUGAUAUAUAACACCAGCUGCAGCUCAGACCUGGACCGCCUGCUGCAGAGUUACAGCCAGGAGGGCUUCGUGGAGAUGGUCCCGUGGCCAAUCCACCAGUACCUUAACCCAUCAAAGGGAUGGCUCCUCUCACAGAGCGGGGGGGACAUUCACUACUUUGGCCAGCUGACCACGCUCAAUGAGUGCAUUUACAGAUCCAUGGAGCACUCGCGCUACAUGCUGUUAAACGACAUCGAUGAGAUCAUAAUGCCGUACAAACACAACAACCUGAUGUCUCUAAUGGACAUGCUCCAAAAGCAGCAUCCAAAGACAGGAGUAUUCCUCAUUGAGAACCACAUCUUCCCCAAGCACCAUUUUGAGCCAAGUGGUAGGUUUCACCUGCCUCAGUGGAGUGACGUGCCGGGAGUUAAUAUUCUGGAGCAUAUCUACAAGGAGGAUCCUGACAGGACAAAAUACCACCCGUACAAGAUGAUAGUUCAGCCAAGGUUGGUGGAGUACACCUCGGUUCAUGAAGUGCUGAAGAACUUUGGAGAACAGUUCAAGGUUCCUAUGGACGUUUGUCGGAUUGUUCAUGUCCGCGUGGCACUGCGGGGGUCGUUAAGGUUGGAGCAGCUCCGUGAAGACAAAAGGCUGUGGGACUUCCAAGAAAAACUGAUUCCUAAUGUGGACAAAGUUCUGAAGAGAGUGGGGAUGCUGGGCUCAGAGGGGCGGAGCUGAUGGAUUGGACGACACUUGUGCUUAACAGAUGAAUGUGACCCUUUACAUCUCAAAACGUCCCGGUUAAAUCUGUGUGUCGUAUCAUUAAAUGUUGCUUUGUCUUUGCUCUCAAGAUCCUCCAUACACCCUGCACUCAUCAACAACUGCCAUGCAAAUGCUGAAGCUAAGCACAAGACUUAAUUGUUUGCUGCUUGGUUGUCAGCAUCAGUGUAAAAAUAUUCAGUUACAAGAAAAAGUGCUGCAAAAUUGAACUUAAGUAAAAGUAUUAAUUAGAAGUAAUUAAGCACCAAAAGUAAAAUUGCUCAUUGUGAAGAGCACCAUAUAUUUAAAAUGAUUUUAUUAUAAUAAAUUGUGCAUAAAUGUGUUCAUCAUUUCAGUGUUGCUUUUGGUAAAAGUGGGGUUUGAUUCAAUUACUUUAUAUUCAACUGGGUGCCUUAACUUAUAAUAAUAUAUAAUAAGUAUUAGUUGAUUAUAUUUUCUUUUACUGACUAAAUCUGCAAAAAAUCGAGAAACUACAUCUUUAAUUUAAAUGCAGUGGAGUAAAAAGUACAAGUAGUUUAAUGUGAAAACAAUUCAAUAUAGUACUCUACUUGAGUCAAUGUACUAGUAACUUUCCAAUACAAAAAUGCAAAAUCAAACGGAUUUCCCUACGAACUGCCAUACUUUGUUUACCUGGAUGUUAAGAGAAAUAGGAUGGAUCACAUGUCAGGAUGAAAGAGGUUUAAUAUGUGUCUGUCAAAAUAAAUCUAGAUAAAAGUCAAUGAAAAUACUGUCCAGUGUAUGGACAAGCCGGCUGGAACACCCUCAACAGUCAUACACAUUUAUUUUAUAUCUUUUACAAGCCUCUUCCAAAGGUUGGAUGCUUGCUUCUUUCUGGCAGUGAUGAAAUUGGUGGAUGGAGUUUGGUAAACGAAAUGUAGUUUGGUGAAUGUUUCACAAUACAGCUCUUUUCUUGAAUAAACAGGGUCAGUGUGCUUGAGUGGGGCUUGCUGUAACAUCAUGUUAAUGUAUUAUCCUCCCUCUUCAUGGAAAGUGCUAUGUAGUUCCAUCAUAGUUGACGUCAGUGGUGGAAAGUAACUAAGUAUUUACUCAAGUAUUAUACUUAUAAUACACUCAGAAUCAGAAUACCUUUAUCCGUCCCAUAGAGAGGAAAUGUGCAUUUGCUACACAGAGUCAAAGACAGCUUUAAAAAAAAAAGGAUGCAUUAAAAAUAUUAAAGAUAGAAAAAUUGAAAAAUAAUUACACAAUUUACAAAAUACACAUCCUGUAAAGAGACAUAGCAGCCAAGUAUAUAUUGCACAGUUAUUAGUAUUGCACAACAAGGGGUGUUAUAGCCUGUUUUGUUGUAUGUAUGGGGGUCUACCGGGGCCAUUCUUCUGCCUUGAAUUGUAUUACUUUGCGACACUUCAGGACAUUUUGGUAAAACGCACUUGAAUGUCUUAUAUUGUUCCAGUGUAGGAAGAAGUACUCAGAUUCUUUACUUACAACUGUAUGGUUUAAGCCCUUUUUUAGGUAACGGUACUAAACCACAGUCUGAGAAUAAGUCCUUCUAAUGUUAAGUAAAAGUACAGAAGUAUUAUCCAGAAAAAAUAUUUUUUUUAUAUCCUGCACGUACAGACAAUGGCAAAAUGACACAAAAUAUGAUCCGAGAAGAGAAAUCCAGUACAGACGACUGAGACACACCCCUUACUGAACGUCGUCCGAGAUGUCAUGCCAUGA